Molecule: messenger RNA, 945 nt
Organism: Brettanomyces bruxellensis
Lineage: Eukaryota; Fungi; Ascomycota; Pichiomycetes; Pichiales; Pichiaceae
Exons: 1
Coding region: 1-945 (314 amino acids)
Source: RefSeq, a predicted model, not a curated record
AUGAAACGCCCAGACCAGACUCACCACAUGUCUGGGGUGCUUGCUGCAGCACCUGUCAUAGCCACUGUGGCUGUGAUGGCCGGUCUUAUCACAAAUAUUCGCACAAGAGCUUCGAAUGCGUCUCAAACCACUUUUUUUUUAACAAUGGUUAUGGGAAGUGCUCUAUAUAUGGCUGUGCAAUAUCUACGAUAUAUCCGGUGCACAUACUUGAUGAACAAGGAUAGCAGCAGGCGAACAGGAAGGAUAAAAUGUCCCAGAAAAAGGCAACCGGCGCUCAUUCAGGUUUUUGAGCCUUCCUCAUCGAUAAAUGCGGAUUUUUUUCGAAUGUCUGCCAUUUUUGCCAACCAUCGACGUACCAGAGAGUCGAUUGAGCACCAUCUCCGGAAGAUGGAGACGCUGAGCGACGAUUCUACCUCAAAUGACGGCACUUUUGUGAAUAAUAGUGCUUCUGGAAGUUUUUUGGACUCUUUUGACGAGUCAAAUAGUCAUACCGCAUAUCUUGAUGGUCCAACUCUACCUGGAUGUGCAGAAAAUGGCUCUUUGUCGUGCAAUUCACUGUUUAUCGAGAACUACAUACGCGAAUUGCACUCUGAUUUGCCUUAUUCUCCAUCUUUGGCAUCCGAGGACGACUUUGCACUUGAAUAUGAUGACUCAAGUGCACCAACAAGUCCCGAAUGCUCCAUCGAGAACAAGUUCGAUGAAAUUUCAAAGAGUGCAUCCUCUUCUUCUCCUCUCCAACUGUCACCGAGAAAGUUAUCAUCUUCACAUUUGAAGUCUCCUUCUUCCACACCUUCGAAAAAGACAUCCUGGUCGCUAAAAAGCCUUCUGUCGGGAUUUGUCUCGCCAACACAGCCUUCGUCACGUGUUCAAAAUAGUGACUUUGAUGAUCUAAGGCCGCUCAAACUUGCCAUGAAGGAGCAUCGGAAAUUUUCGUGGUCUAAAUAA